Physeter macrocephalus (sperm whale) is the source of this 964-nucleotide messenger RNA. RefSeq names its product motile sperm domain containing 3 (gene MOSPD3). The record is from RefSeq and is a predicted model, not a curated record. The transcript is spliced from 6 exons. Lineage: Eukaryota; Metazoa; Chordata; Mammalia; Artiodactyla; Physeteridae. Bases 70 to 777 code for a protein of 235 amino acids. Gene Ontology annotation, cellular component: cytoplasm.
GCAGGUGCUGUGACCAGAGGCCCUGUCCCCUGAGCUCUGCCCUCGGAUGUUCCACCGCCCAGAGCUUGCAUGCGCCGUGGGGCGCCCCAGGACCAGGAGCUGGUGGGUCCGGGGGCUCCUGGGCGGGGGUCCCGGGGCGCCCCUCCUCCCUCGGGACCUGUUGUCCCGGUCCUCGUCUUUCCCCCGGAUCUAGUAUUCAGGGCAGACCAGCGGAGUGGAUCUCGGCAGCUGCUGACCCUCUAUAACCCCACGGGAGCAGCGCUUCGCUUCCGAGUCCUGUGCACAGCACCUGCCAAAUACACAGUGUUUGACGCGGAAGGAUAUGUGAAGCCUCAGUCCUGCAUUGACAUUGUGAUUCGCCACGUGGCCCCCAAUCCCAGCCACUAUGACGUCCAGGACCGCUUCCGCAUUGAGCUGUCUGAGGAGGGAACAGACGGCCGAGUGGUGGGGCGCAAGGACAUCACCUCGGUCCUGAGGGCCCCAGCGUACCCCCUUGAGCUUCAGGGACAGCCUGAUCCAACGCCGCACCCAGAGCCUCCUUCCUGGACAGCACCACCCACGGCUCAGCACUUCCCAGAGAACCCCCUCCCGCACCUGGCCACCAGCUCCUUCCUCCUCUUCUUGCUGAUGGGCACAGUCUCCGUGGCCUUCCUGCUGCUGCCGCUCCAGGAUGAACUUGGCAGCCAGCUGCCCCAAAUCCUUCACGUCUCCCUGGGACAGAAGUUAGUGGCAGCCUACGUCUUGGGCCUCCUGACUAUGGUGUUCCUCCGGACCUGAGCUCCCUGCUCAACCUCCACGCCCCCUCCCCGGGCAGGGACGUGGACCUGGACGUGGACGUGAGACGGCCACUGUGAUGCUCAUAGCCUUGCCUCCACUCCUACUUCCUUCUUCCUGCCCGUCCCCUUCCCCCUCAAACCCAGGGAUUUGUAUUCACUUUCCAAGCUGAAUAAAAUAAAUUUGUAAA